AUGGAAAAUCAUAAACCAGAUGAUACCAGCAAGGAAAACCCAGCACUUUUCAGUAACAUAACCAGAAAAAUUAACCAGCUUCCAGAAUCAGAAAGGCAACUACUUGAACAUGGAUCGGUGUAUAUCGGAUUCAACUCGGCUGUCUGUGGCCUGAUAGCAAACAGCCUUUUCCGACGCGUGUUGAAUGUGACGCAAGCUCGUAUUGCCGCUGGCUUACCAAUGGCAGUGCUUCCAUUUCUGGCAACAGAUAUCGCUUACAGAAGUUUUGUGACUUUGCCCUUGAGCACAGGUGAUCUGAUGUGUGAGAGCUGUGCUGUGAUGCGCAGUGGGCUGGUUGGUCUUUUAUGGGGGGGUCUGUACCCUGUUGUUUUGGCUGUCCCAGUGAAUGUUGGGCUGGCGGCUAGCUACCAAUCAGCUCUGCUACCAGAAAAAGGGAACAUCUUCACUUACUGGGUUAGAAUUUCUAAGCCUGUCUUUAGAAGGAUGUUAGUUCCCAUUUUGCUCCAGACUGUAUUUUCAGCAUACCUUGGAUCUAGACAAUAUAAACUCCUUAUAAAGGCCCUUCAAUUACCCAAACCUGGCCUCGAAAUUCACUUCAUUUAA
Molecule: messenger RNA, 603 nt
Organism: Nycticebus coucang (slow loris)
Lineage: Eukaryota; Metazoa; Chordata; Mammalia; Primates; Lorisidae
Product: transmembrane protein 126A-like
Exons: 1
Coding region: 1-603 (200 amino acids)
Biological process (GO): mitochondrial respiratory chain complex I assembly
Cellular component (GO): mitochondrion
Source: RefSeq, a predicted model, not a curated record